GUUAGCUUUGCAGGACGGACUUGUCAUCCAUUCGUGACCUCCAUUGAAAAGGUGUUUCGACUUCCGAAUGUUGACUCACAGUCUGUGACGGGCCGAAGGGUAACUUCUGUAGAUAUAUAGAUAAAAUUCACUUGUUUUAUUCCCCAAGCCUAAAACUGAUCGAACUGAUCUACUACUACAUCUUACAACAACGUGUUUAACACAACAGAUUUUUUUUGUUUUAAUAUUUAAUUGAAUAUAGUAAUAUACAACUUAUAUAUACAACAAUGCUGAAUUUCAUACGAAACUUCUUGCUUAGGAAUGGAUUAUUUUUAUUUAUUUCAACAGUUAACUUUGUGUAUCUUGCACCUAUAUAUACAUCAUAUACAGCACUGAACAGUUCUGAUGGACAGACAAAUUUAGUUUUGUCACGUGAAAACCAUACGAAUAUUUCUACAAUUCUGUAUCAAAAGGAUAUCCAUCUUUUAAAGGUGUCGCCACUAAAUAUAUCAGAUGGACUAACAAUACAAGAAAAAAUAGUUGUAGUAAACUAUUUAUCUGCUAUAGAACAGAAAGAAGAGAAGGAGCAUCAUUUAAUUACGAAAUCCACAACAGAUAAUACAGUUCCAUAUGUUUUUGAAGAAGAUAUUAUAUUGACUCCAAAACAAGCUCAAAUUAUUUAUGAAAGUAGAAAUCCUCGCCAGAAACGAAAAUUAAAUACAGAUUUACAUCGACAUUGGCAGCUACCGAUACAGUAUGCAUUUGACGGAUCUCAUAACGAAUCUGAAAAAAGUAUUAUAAGACGUGCUUUAAGUUACUGGGAGAGUUAUACCUGUAUUACUUUCGAAGAAAUAACAUAUAAAGAUAACUCAAGUGUGAAUGAAAACAAAGUUUACAUUGUAUUCACUAGCAAUGAAGGUUGCUGGUCAUUUGUUGGAAGAAGCACGUAUCGAGAGCAAAAAGUUUCCAUUUUUGAAGACUGUAUAUAUGAAGGCCAUGUUCUUCAUGAAAUAGGUCACGUGAUAGGGUUUUGGCAUGAACAUGCCCGACCUGACAGAGAGGAACAUAUACAGGUACAACAGAAUGCCAUCCAAUAUGGAAAACAAUACAACUUUUUACACAUCUCUUGGAAGGAUCUAGACAACAAAGAUAUGCCUUAUGAUGUUGGAUCUAUAAUGCAUUAUGGUUCGAGAGCGUAUGCUGUUGACAAUCAAACUCCAGUCCCACCAACAAUUAUUACGAAAGAUCCAUUAUUACAAAGAGCACUCGGACAGAGAUUCCAACUUUCGUAUUAUGACGUUAAGCUAGCAAACGCUGCCUACUGUGCGGACAAAUGUAACAAUACCAAAUUAGCACAACCAUGUCAACACGAUGGCUACCAAGAUCCCAAGUUAUGUUCUAGAUGUCGCUGUACGGAAGGACUGGGAGGAAAUUACUGUGAAACAGCUGCGCCAUCUGUAGGAGAUACGUGUGGUGGCGUUAUAAACCUGACUGGUUCACCAGUACCGAUUGGAUAUCCUACGUCAUAUCGUUUCGGACAACAGUGUAACUGGUAUAUAAAGGCUCCGAAAAAUUCCAGAGUAUUUUUCACGAUAACGCCUCCUCGUAUCAUGGAAUAUCCUCAGUGUGUGAGUGAUACCAAUAAUAAGUAUGUCGAAUGUCUGAAUUACCUGGAAGUUAGAUAUUCUCAUAACAUUGCUACAACAGGUGCACGAAUUUGCUGUUCCUAUUUAGAAUCCACAAAACCUAUUAUUUCGGAAGGUAACGAGAUGCUGGUGCUGUUACGGGCAAAUGCAGCAGGAUCGUAUGGAUUCCAGGCUAAAAUAUGGGCAGAACCAUGUGGAGGCUGUGUUACCGGAACAGAGUUAAGUCAUCGGCCAUGUUCUAGAAAUGUGCCAUACGUCUGUGAACGUCAAUGGAAUUAUACAGAAUGGAAUCCGUGUCCCAGUGGAAACUGGUGGUGGGCUGAUAAUAAAGAUUGCAAUAAGCUUGUGAAUAAGACAGCUGUGAGGUCUGGAAUUUGCCAUAGAUCUGAACUUUUCUGCUGUAAUGGCUAUCAAUUAAAUGGAACAGAUUGCAUCAAAUCAUCGUCAGUAGCCAAUAUAAGUAUAGUUAUACAGCCUGGUGCGUCAUCAACAGAAUAUAUUGUACCCACACACGAUCCUUCUAAGGAUAAAGAGAACGAUCCAUCAUCAGGAAACUGGACCACGUGGUCAAAUUGUUCCACUGCAUGUGGUGGAUGUGGAAAUCAAACUCGUCAACGGCUGUGUUACGAUCCACUUUUAUGCAGUGGAAAAUCAAUUGUAGUAGAAACGAGAAGCUGUAAUAAAAAUCCAUGUACUCAGGUCAAGUUUGGAACCCGAACCAUAUCAAAAGUGGUUGUUUGUAAUCCUAUAACAUUACAAAAAUGUACAGUAUACGAGAAAGAAACAUAUCCAUUCAUAUCAGAAACAUGCUGCACAGGAUAUACAAAGAAUAGCAACGGCGCAUGUGCAAAAACUGUAACGUGAAAAUCAGUCUACGGAAUGAAAUAAAAGUGCUCCUUGUGAUAAAAACAUUAUCAAACACAAUCCAUUUCAAAAUAUGUUUUCAUUCCGUAUAUUUAUGUAGGUAACGUUACAUUGUGCAAGACAAUCAUUCAUGUGUUAUUAUAUAUGCAUUAUAACUAUUAUAAAUUACGCAGAAAUUGGUGCUACAUUAUAACUUAAGAAUGUUUUAUUUGAAUUAUAGCAAACCAUUUAAAUUAGUUUUUGUUCAAUGGUUCUAAACAAAAUUUAGCGAGUGUAAAUUAAUGGAUAGCAGUUUUGUUAUUAGAAAUUUGCAUUUGUCAAUCUGAGCUUAAAAAGUUACAAAUUUAGUUUACUUGGCGACACAUUAGUAUGACACAUUUUAUGGUUGCUAAUUCAGCAGCAAUUUAAACGUAGAUCGUUUAAUUAAAGCCUUAAUUUUGAGGUCAGAUUCAGCACGCAAUUUUAAACGUAGAUCGUUUAAUUAAAGUUUUUAAAUUUUGAGGUCAGAUAUAGCACGCAAUUUUAAACGUAGAUCGUUUAAUUGAAGCGUAAAUUUUGUCUCCUCAAAAUUUUGAAAUUUAACGUUACAGAAUUCUGCAUUUAAAUGAAGCAUAAACAAACAUUUAUAGUAUUCAUAAUUAUUGAUUCAACAUGGCAAUGAAUGUAAAAAAAUGUCCUUUUUCGAAUUAUGAUAAAAUAUGCAUGCCAAAAUAUAGGAGAAACAUCCAAGAGUGGAAUGUGUAGAUCUAGUUAGAAAUCCAUUCUAGUUGUGUUGAUAUUUAUUGCCUUAAAAUCGAGACUUGUUAUUUUGAUUGUGAAAAUACAUGUAGUUUUCUCAUUUGAUUAUUCAAGAAUUUUUUUUUAAUUAUUACAUAUUCAUGAGAUAUUUUCACUUAUGUCAUAUUUGGUAAACAGAAAUAUGUCAUAUACAAAUUAUUUGUUUGUGUGUUACAUAUCUGUGUUUCGUUAAUUUUUUUUUUUAAACAGAAAUAAGGCCGUUUGUUUUCUCGUUUGAAUUGUUUUACAUUGUCAUUUCGGGGCCUUUUUGUGAUAUCUAUUGAUAGCCUUACAAUUUAAUUUUUCAUUUUUUUUCAUCAAGUUGAUUUUUAAAAUUAAGAAAAUGAAUUGUUAUCAAUUAGGUUGUGUUUUAUCUUGCAAUCGGUACAACACGGUCGAUUCCGUAACUCCAUCUGGGAGUAUCGGAGUUACCCGAGGUUAGCCGAUUGUUUUAUAUGGUUGUUACUUUGUCUGUCUCGUUAAGUUGAAGAGAGUUAAUUUAUUGCAUGAAUGUGUAUCUGUGACAAUAAUUUUAUAUAAUGAUAUUGAAGUUUUUUGUAAAUAAAGUUAUAUUUUCAUAGA
This is a messenger RNA of Mytilus trossulus (common blue mussel), 3848 nucleotides long. RefSeq names its product zinc metalloproteinase dpy-31-like. The transcript is spliced from 16 exons. The record is from RefSeq and is a predicted model, not a curated record. Bases 267 to 2489 code for a protein of 740 amino acids. Lineage: Eukaryota; Metazoa; Mollusca; Bivalvia; Mytilida; Mytilidae. Gene Ontology annotation, molecular function: metalloendopeptidase activity; zinc ion binding. Gene Ontology annotation, biological process: molting cycle, collagen and cuticulin-based cuticle; proteolysis.